UGAAGGGCGCGGGGGUGUGGGCGGGGCCAGCCGGGAGCAGCAACAGGUCGCGGCGAGGUCCAAUCGAUACAGAUGCUGGAUCAUGCGCCUUGUACAUUGCAAACAUCAUGCGCUGUGUGCUACUGCUCUCGGUGUCAAUUUUCCUACCAGGACUUAAAGGCGAUUUGCUUCGGGACAGUGUUCAUGUGACAUCGGCAGCGGCGCGGCCUAACAAUGAGCUAUGGUGCUACAAAUGCCUCGCCGAGGUGCCAGAGGACAAAUGCGCGGACCUGCGCCACAAUAACUCCGCGCUCAUACAUAAAUGUCAAAAUGACCGAAGAAUGUGCAUGGUGAAGCGAUUCUCGUUUACGACUUCGACGGAAAAUUCCACAACCGCACUCAAGAUGUGGGCACUCGAACGUAAUUGUACGAAACACUGCGAGCCGGGCUGCAUCGUCAUCGGAGAGAGGACGAAACUUUAUGCUUGUACAUCAUGCUGUACAACGUCACUUUGUAAUUACGGUUCUGACGCGAUCAGAAAACUGUUAGAUACUAAUCUAUUUUAUAUUAUCACAAUAUUAUAUUGUUUCACUAUUAAAAUAUGAGGCUACAAUUAAUUUUUAAUCAAUAUCGUAAUGAAGAUAGAAUCGUGUAUACAUUAAGUUUAUUUCUUAGCUUCAAAUUUAAGUUUGAUCACAACAUAAUACUGUAUAAGUACUCGUUUCUUAGAUAGAACAAUUUAAAAAAUGAAUAAAGAUCUCAACUU
Papilio polytes (common Mormon) is the source of this 745-nucleotide messenger RNA. RefSeq lists its product as uncharacterized. The record is from RefSeq and is a predicted model, not a curated record. Bases 108 to 584 code for a protein of 158 amino acids. NCBI's taxonomy places the organism in Eukaryota, Metazoa, Arthropoda, Insecta, Lepidoptera, Papilionidae. The transcript is spliced from 3 exons.